Molecule: messenger RNA, 1656 nt
Organism: Alternaria hordeiaustralica
Lineage: Eukaryota; Fungi; Ascomycota; Dothideomycetes; Pleosporales; Pleosporaceae
Exons: 9
Coding region: 1-1656 (551 amino acids)
Biological process (GO): transmembrane transport
Molecular function (GO): transmembrane transporter activity
Source: RefSeq, a predicted model, not a curated record
AUGGACAGCUAUCGCGACACGCCGCCACCAGAUCGAUAUCUCAAGGGUCCAAAACUCUUCACCCUUCUCGGUAGCCUGACGCUAGUAACAUUUCUCGUCUGCCUCGACACCUCCAUCAUGGGUACUGCAAUACCGCGCAUUACAUCCGAGUUCCAUUCGCUUCCAGAUGUAGGCUGGUACAUUGGUGCUUUUACGCUCGCUUCAGCAACAUUGCAACCACUUUCCGGCAAGCUCUACACACACUUCAACACCAAGAUCGUGUUCCUCACAUUCGUAUCUUUGUUCGAACUCGGUUCCCUACUUUGCGGUGUCGCCAGCUCCUCGGCUGUCCUUAUCGCAGGAAGAGUCGUUGCCGGCUUAGGAGCGUCUGGCAUCGUGAACGGCGCCAUGACGAUCUUAGCAGGGGCUGUGCCUAUGGAGAAAAGUCCAGUGUACACCGGUAUAGUACUAGGGACUGCGCAAAUGGGCAUUGUCGCAGGUCCACUCAUCGGAGGUGCUCUGACUGAGCAUGCGAUCUGGCGUUGGUCUGACGGCGAUGCGAACGCAGGCUUUUACAUGAACCUACCCAUCGGCGGAGUGGCAGCCGCCAUCAUCGCUUUCGUCCCCAUUCCCGAACGCACGACGAAGCCGCGCAUAACUCUGUCUCUCGUCCGCAAGAUUAUACCCGACCUCGAUCUGCUCGGCUUUGCUCUCUUUGUCCCUCCGUCCGUUAUGCUGCUUCUCGCCCUCCAGCUGGGUAGUGGCGGAAAGUACGCUUGGAGCUCCCCUGUCGUCAUCGGACUAUUUUGCGGUGCUGCAACAUGCGCCGCCCUCUUGAUACUUUGGGAGAGAAGAAUGGGCGACCAAGCCAUGCUUCCAGGUAAGCUGCUUGGACAGCGCAUCGUCUGGACGAGUUGCGUGUACGCCAGCUGCAUUAUCACUUGUAUGAUGACAGCGAGUGUUUGGAUGCCGACGUACUUCCAAGCCGUGAAGGGCAAUGGCCCGACUGAUAGCGGUGUACACGUACUGCCGAGUAUCUUGAGCCAACUUCUUGUCGUUAUCGCUACGGGUGCUGCAGUAUCCCGCAUGGGCUACUAUCUUCCCUGGGCGCUCGUCGGCGGUAUUAUCACCGCAAUCGGCAACGGUCUUGUGUCAACGUUCACAGCAUCUACGAGCGCCUCGGUCUGGAUCGGCUAUCAGAUCUUGUUGGGCGCUGGCCGAGGAUGUGGCAUGCAGAUAGCCAUCAUUGCAGUGCAGAACGCCGUAUCUCCCGCCCAAUACCCGGUCGCUUUGGCCAGUGUCGUCUUUUUCCAGAACCUCAGUACAUCUAUCGCUGUCGUCAUCGCGAACACGAUCUUCGCGCAGACACUUCGCUCCGCCAUCACACGCUACGCGCCUACAAUAUCGCCCCAGGCGGCGGUUGAUGCUGGAUCUAGUGCCAGUGCUGUGCGAGCUCUCGUCCCGCUUGGAGAACUAGAUAAUGUGCUAAGAGCGUACUCGGAGGGUCUGCGCGAUGUCUUUUACUUCUUGGUAGGCAUAGCAUGUCUGGCUACUCUUGCCAGCUUGGGUAUGGGCUGGAAGGAUAUCCGGAACAAGCGCAGCAAAAUGGACAUGAAUGUUGAAAUGGAUGGGAGAUGUGAGACAAGGGACAAGCAGGCGGGUCAUGUAGAUAGCUAG